CUUCAGUGAAACAGGACUACAAAAACUUAGCCGAAAGAUUGAUCUCUAUCUAUGCUCUGAACACAUUAGAACAAGCCAAGAAGGCACCUAGGGAUAUGAUGUCCUAUCGUCUAAGAAAAUUGCCCCAAAAUGCCAGACAACUAUAUGAAACCAUAUUGGGCAUGUCGAAUAUCAUGGACAAAUACAAAGAUCCUUUGGAUAUGAAUACUGUUUUGGAUACAAUUGACCUCGCACUGAUUUACGAGAAUGUAGAUAAGCGGGAAAGGGAGAAUGGGCCUCAUCUGGAGUUGCAAUACGACGACUUGGUAGUCAAGGAAUUACUACAUUAUUUCAAGAACUCGUUUUUUAAGUGGGUAAACAAGCCAGAGUGUCCUCUUUGUCAUAGCGAAAGUAAUGUUGUCGGUCUCGGAGGAUCUCGAUUCAGUGGGAGCCUGAAUCCGGACCAGGUUUCAGUCGUUGAAAACUAUCAAUGCCGUGAAUGUAAUAGUAGAAUCCAGUUCCCUAGAGUUAAUAACCCUGUUUCACUCUUGAAAACUCGUAGAGGCCGAUGUGGAGAAUGGGUCAAUUGCUUCACCCUCAUACUCAGAGCCAUGAUUGCAGAAGAUAGAGAUAGAGUCAGAUAUGUUUGGAACAUGGAAGACCAUGUAUGGUGUGAGUACUAUUCGUAUGGGUUGAAGAGGUGGGUCCAUUUAGAUCCCUGUGAAGCUGUAUUUGAUGAGCCUCUACUCUACUGUAACAAUUGGAAUAAAAAGAUGAGUUUUGUCAUUGGUUACAACGACAACUAUAUAAUAGACUUGAGUUCGAAAUAUAUCACAGAUUCCAACCAAAUCGACAAAAGCACCAUAAUUCCGUCUUUGAAACAACUUCUGAGAUUUAUCAAUGCAAUAAAUUGCAAUAAAUUGCUUAGGUAUUACAAAUGUUUGGAUACCGCUUCACAGGAUGAGAAAUUAACCAAAUGCUACAAUGAUGUGAUAGUUGUUCUCAAUCGUGAGCUUUUGCAACUUAAAGACCACAAAGUAACGCCCACAAUGACUCAAGAAUUGCCUAAAGGUAGACAAACAGGAAGUUCUGAGUGGACCAAAGAAAGAGGAGAGGACGGAAACUAACUGAUGGUUCGCAGUUUUAAGUAGAUAGAUUAAUAAAUGACAUUGCGAC
Scheffersomyces stipitis CBS 6054 is the source of this 1155-nucleotide messenger RNA. RefSeq names its product peptide-N4-(N-acetyl-beta-glucosaminyl)asparagine amidase. Gene Ontology annotation, molecular function: peptide-N4-(N-acetyl-beta-glucosaminyl)asparagine amidase activity. The coding region runs from base 96 to 1106 and encodes 336 amino acids. The record is from RefSeq and is a predicted model, not a curated record. Lineage: Eukaryota; Fungi; Ascomycota; Pichiomycetes; Serinales; Debaryomycetaceae. The transcript has a single exon. Gene Ontology annotation, biological process: glycoprotein catabolic process; protein quality control for misfolded or incompletely synthesized proteins; protein deglycosylation. Gene Ontology annotation, cellular component: cytosol; nucleus.